Messenger RNA from Musa acuminata subsp. malaccensis (wild Malaysian banana), 987 nucleotides. Its product is annotated as E3 ubiquitin-protein ligase ATL6-like. NCBI's taxonomy places the organism in Eukaryota, Viridiplantae, Streptophyta, Magnoliopsida, Zingiberales, Musaceae. The record is from RefSeq and is a predicted model, not a curated record.
AUGGCCACCAAGCGCCACCGCCGUCCCACCCACGGCGGCAGCAACGACAACCACGGACUGCACCUUAGUUUACUGCUCCUGCUGCUUAUCCUCACGCCGUGGUGCGCCCACGCCCAACCCUCACCGCCCUCAGACGACAUCAGCAACGACAACGACAACAAUUACGGGAAGUUAAAUCCGACGGUGACCGUCGUGGUCCUCGCCAGCUUCAGCACCUUCUUCUUCCUUGUCGUCUUCAUCAUCUACAUCCGCAGGCGCACCGCCGAAGACAACUUCGUCAGGUCCUUCCACCACCGCGGCCCCGCCGCUCGGUCUCUGCGGCAGCAGCAGCGGCGGCGGCGGGUGAGCCCCCAGCUGAUCGAGACAUUCCCGACGCUGACGCACGCUAAAGUGAAGGGACUUGAGGUGGGCAAGGGCGCGCUGGAGUGCGCGGUGUGUCUCAGCGAGUUCGACGACGACGACGAGCUACGCCUCCUUCCUCGCUGCAGCCACUUGUUUCACACGGACUGCAUCGAUGUCUGGCUCGCUUCCCACGUCACCUGUCCCGUCUGCCGCGCCAACCUCGCUGAGCCAGCCACCGCCGACGGCGUUGAGCUGCCGCUUUUCGUCGCUGAGGUCGGUGACACGCAGCCCGAAACCGCCACCGCACCUGAUCAUGUCACGAUCGUCGUGGAUCGAACGGCGGCGGCUGAAGAGGAGAAGGACGAAGUGGCGCUUAUCGGGAGAUCGAGGCGGGAGGCCAGGCAGCAAUCCGGGAGCCGGCCAGCGAAGUUCUCGAGAUCGUACUCGACCGGUCACUCGGUGUUCCGGUCGCUGGAGGAUGUCGACCGGUGCACCCUAAGGGUGCCGGACCAAGAACUAAAUGAAAUCUUCGCCGCCAGGAAACUCGACCGGUCGGCGAGCUGCGUCGCAUUCCCGACCUCCGGGGAAGAGAGCUCUCGGCGUGGGCCCGGUACCCGUCGUUCUUCUUCCGGACGCUCUCGGUGA